AUGUUCUUUCACAUAUUCUCCAUUUCGAUACUGAGUGCUGUGACCUUAAGCAGAGCACAGUUUCGGUGCCCGGAACAAAAGGGUUUCUUUCCAGAUCCGGAACAGUGCGAUCUUUAUUACGUAUGCCUGGACGGCAAAUCGGAGGAGAAGCUAUGCAAGGAUGGCCUUGUCUUCAGAGAUGAAAAUCCUAAGAAAGAACUUUGUGAUAUCCCUGCCAAUGUGCCCUGUGGAGAUAGAACACUUCUUCAAGAGCCACAGCCUAGCAAAGGAUGUCCACGUGCCAAUGGUUAUUUCAAGCACGAAGAUCCAAGCUCCUGUGAUCGUUUCGUAAACUGUAUCGACGGCGUGGCCCAAAUAAUGCCUUGUCCACCUGGUCUGAUCUACGAGGAUAAAAUGUCGAGUUGUGUCUGGCCAGCAGACGCCAGUAGAUUAUGCGAGAACGUGAAACGAGACGUCCUCGACGACGGUUUCGUUUGCCCAGAUGGAGAUGUGUCUGGACCACUCGGCAGGAUUUUACCUCAUCCUACGUAUCCUCAUCCGGAGGACUGUGCUAAGUUCUAUAUUUGCAAGAACGGCGUAGUGCCGCAGAAAGGACAGUGCGAGCCAGGUACCGUUUAUAGCGAAGACAGCUUCAAGUGUACCGAUCCGGAUAGCGUGCCUGGAUGCGAAGACUACUACAAGAACAAGAACUAA
Habropoda laboriosa is the source of this 693-nucleotide messenger RNA. RefSeq names its product peritrophin-1. The transcript is spliced from 3 exons. The record is from RefSeq and is a predicted model, not a curated record. NCBI's taxonomy places the organism in Eukaryota, Metazoa, Arthropoda, Insecta, Hymenoptera, Apidae. Gene Ontology annotation, cellular component: extracellular region. Bases 1 to 693 code for a protein of 230 amino acids. Gene Ontology annotation, molecular function: chitin binding.